GCACCAAAAAUCUUUUUUCGAGGAACGCUCUCUACUUUCACAUAAACUUCUCAGCUCAGUCCCUCCUUCAAACUGACAUCAUUCUUCCCUCCCUCUGCAACUAUGGCACUCUCAACUCCCAUCCCAGUAACUUCUUCUUCUCUUUCCCUCUGCAGAACAACCCUUCAAUCUCCAAGAAUUUACAGAAAACGCCUCCCCUUUUCUCCGCUUGCUUCUCUGCAAAGCUCAUCUUCUCCAUCUUCUUCUUCUCAUCAUGAAUCAUCAUCAACAGCAGCAGCACCAGCCCAAAUUAAAGUUGAGUCUGCAAAGGCAACCAGUUCAGUAAAGGGGUUUGACUAUGCUUUGGCAAACACAAACGUAGGCCCGGUUGUGAGAUUUGUUGAGUCCACUGAAUCAAACAUUGAAAGGGCAAUAUUCGACUUUCGCUUUUUGGCACUUUUAGCUGUUGGAGGUUCUCUGGCAGGUUCUAUGCUCUGCUUUCUUAAUGGUUGCAUUUACAUCUUUGAAGCAUACAAAGUUUAUUGGACAAGCUGCGUCAAAGGAAUUCAUACUGGAAACAUGGUUCUACGACUAGUUGAAGCAAUUGAUGUAUAUCUAGCUGGAACUGUAAUGUUAAUUUUUGGGAUGGGCUUGUAUGGAUUGUUCAUCUCUAAUGUGGAUCCUAAUGAAUCUCCUGCUUCUGAUCGUGCCCUUAAGGGUUCUUCCUUAUUUGGGAUGUUUGCACUGAAGGAGAGACCAAAAUGGAUGAAAAUUAGUUCGCUUGACGAGUUAAAGACUAAAGUAGGACAUGUAAUUGUCAUGAUUCUUUUAGUGAAGAUGUUUGAAAGAAGCAAGAUGGUAACAAUAGUAACUGGUGAAUGACUGGUUUCUGACACUUGAGUGCUACUUGUUUGCUGUCAGCUUUCCGACGUCGUGGCUUUAAAGAACUGCAUCAGUGGGCAGCUACGAAUGAACUCUGGCGGAAAAGGGGAAUCAUUAUUCUGGACAAACUACCAUAACCAGUUCUAGAACAAAUUAUUCUGAAACGUGACCUCAGCAAGGAAACAGUUUGUGAGAUUAUCCUGGAUGUUCUAGAAGUCCGAGUGUUUAGAAUUUGGAUGGCAUAGAAAUGACAUGAGCUCAGGGUUAAACAUUUUGGAAAUUGACAACUUAUUUCUGAACCUUGCAACAAAUCUGAAAUUGGUGAGCUGAACAACAUGAUGGAUUCUGAUGGUUGAUAGCAAAAGAUGUGAUUGUGGGGAUCGGUGCUGACAGUGUAGUUGAUGCUAUUCCUGAAGGCAAUCUUUUGGCUGCUGGAAAUGGAGAAACAUAACCAAAAGUGGAAGGACAAUACGGUAUUCCAAUUUCCUGCAUCCAGGGGUAUCAUUUAGAUAUUACUGGCUUCAGAAAAAAGGCCAACAACCUUGGCUAGUCUGACCAUUCAUGGCUAAUUUACCAUUGCUAAAAUCAGUUCCUCUGUCUACCGAUUUUCAACUAGAAUGUGCCACAAAGUUACCUGAAGUGUGUGUGAAUCCAAAGAUGUUGAUCCGCAUGUAAGACUUGCCUCCUUUUGAGGCAAUUAUAACCCACAUGAUUGAUUCUAAAGUGAUUGAUAUC
Molecule: messenger RNA, 1596 nt
Organism: Coffea arabica (coffee)
Lineage: Eukaryota; Viridiplantae; Streptophyta; Magnoliopsida; Gentianales; Rubiaceae
Source: RefSeq, a predicted model, not a curated record